AUGCGUAAAUCAUGCGUGCGCCCUGGGGCUUUGCUCGGCGCCCAACCGGUUCCUCCUCUGCUCCCGGCGGGCUGGAUCCUGCGGGCGCUUGGGCUCCGCAGGUGCGGAGGGGGCGCGGACCGGCAAGCGGGCGGGUUGGGGGCGCGGCCAGCGGGCAGGAGGCGGCGCCGGAGGCGGUAUAAAGAGGCGGCGGCUCCUGCCUCGCUCUGCCUUCGCUCGCCCGGCUUCUCCAUCGCCCUUCCGUGCGCCUCCAUCACCGCCGCCGCAUCUGGGCGCUCGCUGCCGACAGCCGCCUCUGCUUCCCUCGCGGGUGUUUUGUUCUCCCCCUCGGUAUAAGGUGAGCGGGUGGCUGGGUGGGGGGUUAUUUGGGUGGGGUGGUCCUUUUCCCUUCUACCCGCUCCAACCUUGGGUGGGGUUUCCUUUCCGGGGUCCCCUUGAUACCCGGGGAUGUGUUUUCUUCUCAUUCAUUCAUCUUCCUAUGCGCACCCCAAAUCCUUUCUCAUCACCCCCUUCCUGCCGCCGCCUUUAUUCUGCCUGCCUACCAGCAAGCAUCUCUGUGCGCCUUUGUUAGGGGGCUGGCCUGCCCUUCCCCAAAGCUUUACGCGUAUAUAUUGAUAAUUAUUUGUGUGUUUGUUGUAAAUCGCUUUGACAUUAUCUGCGCAAUUGAGAUGCACAAGUAUUUUAGAUGUAUACUUGUACAUCUGUUUUUUAAAAAAACACCAUAAUUUUUAUCGAGUUUUCCAUUUUUCAUUACACAAAUCCAUAACAUAAAACAUUGCUCAAGCAAAGCAUCGACCGCCUUCCCUUCCUUUUUCUGACUUCCCAGCAACUUUUACAAAUUAUUCGCAUUUCUAUAGCCACUUUUUUACCUUAUAUCUUCUUUUGAUACUUGCACAUCGCAGUUGCACAGAAAAUAUCAAAGCAAUUUGCAGCACGCACACAAACAAUAAUCACAUACAUAAUAAUGAUAAUUAAUAAUUAGUAUUUAUGCCACCCAUCUGACGGGUUGCCCCAGCCUCUCUGGGCUGCUCCCAACAAAGUAAUAAAAACAUUGAAACAUCAACCAUUAGAGAUUUCCUUGAGCAGGGCUGCCUACAUAAAAACCACAUAGAACUGUAAAAGUUUUAUAUGCAACUUUUUUCGCUCCACGGAGCUCAAGGUGGUGUUCUUGACUCUCCCCUCCCUCCUCAUUUAAUCCCCACAACAACCAGGUGAGGGAAGCUGGGCUGAGAGAAGAAAAGGACUGGCCCAAGGUCACCCUUUGUGGCCAAAGUGGGGGAUUCGAACCUGGGUCUCCCAGGUCCUAGUCCAGGAGUCAGCAACCUUUUUCAGCUGUGGGCCGGUCCACCGUCCUUUAGACUAUGCCGUGGGCUGGACUAUAUUUUGGAAAAAAAAUAAAUGGACCAAUUCCUAUACCCCACAAAUAACCCAGAGAUGCAUUUUAAAUGAAAGGACACAUUCUUCUCAUGUAAAAACACCAGGCAGGCCCCACAAAUAACCCAGCAGUGGCGUAGCGUGGGGGGGUGCAGGGGGGCCGGCCGCACCGGGCACAACAUCUGGGGGGGGCGCGGAAGAGACUCGAGUGCUAAAAUCCACGGGUUAGGGGGCGCAAAUUACUUGCCUUGCCCCGGGUGCUGACAAUCCACGCUACGCCACUGUAACCCAGAGAUGCAUUUUAAAUAAAAGGACACAUUCUUCUCAUGUAAAAACACCAGGCAGGCCCCACAAAUAACCCAGAGAUUCAUUUUAAAUAAAUAAUAAAUAAUAAUAAUAAUAAUAAAUUAUUUAUAUCCCGCCCUCCCCAACCGAAGCCGGGCUCAGGGCGGCUAACAACAAUAAAAUAAUACAACAUUUUAAAAUCAUAAAAGGACACAUUCUACUCAUGUAAAAACAUGCUGAUUCCCGGACCGUCCGCGGGCCGGAUUUAGAAGGCAAUUGGGCUAGAUCCAGCCCCCGGGCCUUAGUUUGCCUACCCCUGUCCUAGUCUGAUACUCUAACCCAGAGGUUUUCAACCUUUUUGAGUCCACGGCUCCCUUGACCAACUGCGUUCUUUCUCCGGCACCCCUGUGGGGCUCAGGAGCCCAGUUAGGUCACCCCUUGCCUGCAGAGCUGGCAGCCCCUCACCCCUUUUCGAACACCCUCCCUUGGGGAGGGAUCCCUCAGCCUCCUCUCCCCUCUCCUUGGGAGUCCUCUGGGUAUCUGCUCCUGCUGCCCCUGGUCUCUGAGCUGCCCCCGUCCUCACCCCAAAGAGAGGUGCCCCCUCACCCUGCCCCACAGGGCACUGGGACUUGUCUGUCCAUUCCCAAAAGCAGGGCCUGGCAGACUGGCUGGGCUUCCUUCGCCCACUUCCUUGCUUACUCCAAGGCUGCCUCAGCUCCUGGCAACCAGCACCCACUGGCCAGCGCCAGAGCCACCAUUCGCCUAGGGAGCUUGUAGCCAGGGCUGCUGCAACAAACAGCUGUGCAAGCUUUUGGGAGGCAGAGAUGCGAGAGGGCAUCAGAGGAGGGAGAGAAGGAAGGAAAGAGGCACAGAGGACAGUGUUGCCCAUGGCAUCCCGACCAGUUGAAAACCACUGCUCUGACCAGUACACUGCACUGCUUAUAGCUAUCACCAUUUUUUCUUCUUCUUCUGCAUAUAAGGCUGCUGGGGGCAGGCUUUCUCCCUGAGCAAGCAGAAAAUUUGGUGUUCCAAACUUUUGGUAGGCACCCAUAUAAAUAUACGUGGUAUUAUUAUUAUUAUUAGUCAACUUGGAGCCCUGUGUGGCCAGCACUGCUGGGGCAUAAGUUCAGUUCUCUAGGACAGGGAUGGCAAACCAGGGGUUCUUCAGAUGUUGCGAGACCCUCUGCCCCCCCGGUCCACUCUGGCCCUCAUCUCGGAUCACUGACCAUUCUGCUGGUUGGGGUCAAUAAAGCUGCAAUCCAAAACAUUUGGCAGCUACCAAAUUGAGCUGUAGAUUCUGCUCUAGAUAGGGUUAUUGUUUUGCAGGGAGUGUGUGUGUGUUAUUCAAUUCCCAUUUAAAGGCAACUUUACCUAAUUGUCGUUUUCCGAAACAAUCCCUGAACCAAAUCGCACUCAUCCUUUGGCGCUUGCAUCUCUCCAAAUUUAGGCACUUGCCCCUUUCCCCUUUUCCAAAUCUGUUACUCUUUUUUUUCUUUAAGCAAUUGAUUCUAACUUUUGUUCCUUGCAAAUUACCAGAUCCAUCUGCAACCCUGGGGGAGAGGAGGGUGACCCAAAAGUUCUCUCCUUGGCUAAAAAAAAAAGCUACAGUUCUACCUAACUCAGAAAGCUUGCCAGUUAAUUUUAUUUUCCAUGUUGCCAAUGGAAAGAGGCUUAGCAAAGCUUGCUGGGGCCUGUUUUAUGCCUCUUUUCAUUGGGACUCAUUGCAGAUUACGGCCUUGUUUGGUGAAGAUCUGUAAGAUCUUGUUGCCUUCCUCCCUGGUGUGUUAAAGCGUGGCUAGCACAGGUGUGUGCCGGUCUUGCAAAAAGAGGAUUCCCUUCCGCAAGGGCGAUUGCAAUGCUUCUUGCUGUUACAUGUCCUCUCGUUGCAAAGUUCACCUAAACGGUUUUUAUCUGGGUGCUGCUUUGCAUCGGUGGACUUGAAGAUGACUCUUGUUUUUUCCCGGUGCUUCUGCAAUUAUUGGGUGCCAGUCUAAACCGGUUCUGUCUUUGAGGAUUGCUGGACUCCGGUGAGCUGUGAAUUAGAAGCUGUUGCCGUCUAAUGCAAAUCUGAGGUGUGGCAAGGCCAGAUAAGGGUUUAGCGUUGGCAGGCUGGCAUCUUAGAAAUCGGCUGCUCUCUGGCAUCCUUCUAUAAUCCUGACAACCUCAACCUGCGCUGUUGCCCAAGGUUCUCAGACAGCUUCUCCUCUGUUCUUUUUUUGCAGGAUAAAUAGUAUGAUUAUUAGGUGUCGUCUUUCAAACCGUCUUUCUAUGGAAAGUAAAGGGACUCAGACUGUGGUGGUCUUGAGCAACUUCGACGAACGGGACACCUUUAGAGAAUCCUGA
Podarcis lilfordi (Lilford's wall lizard) is the source of this 4002-nucleotide messenger RNA. Lineage: Eukaryota; Metazoa; Chordata; Lepidosauria; Squamata; Lacertidae. The record is from the annotation of a GenBank genome assembly.